AUGGGGGUAGAGAAACACAUGUUCAUUACCAGACCUUUGCGACGAAAACGGACAAGAGAUUGGAAACUCGGUACGUGGAACUGUAAGUCUCUCAACUUCAUCGGAAGCACGCGUAUACUAUCCGAUAUAGUGAAAGACCGCAAGUUCGACAUCGUAGCGCUGCAGGAGGUGUGUUGGAAGGGGUCUACGGUGCGGGUCUUUCGCGGGAACCACACCAUAUACCAGAGCUGCGGCAACACACACGAGCUGGGAACAGCUUUUAUGGUGGUGGGGGAGAUCCAAAAGCGUGUGAUCGGAUGGUGGCCGGUCAGCGACAGAAUAUGCAGGUUGAGGAUCAAGGGCCGGUUCUUCAAUAUCAGCAUAAUUAACGUGCAUAGUCCCCACCUCGGAAGUAGCGAUGACGACAAAGACGAAUUCUACGCGCAGCUGGAACGUGAAUACGAUCGCUGCCCAAGACAUGACAUCAAGAUCGUCAUCGGCGAUUUCAAUGCUCAGGUUGGCCAGGAGGUGGAGUUCAGACCGGUGGUUGGAAGGUUCAGCGCCCACCAGCAAACGAACGAGAACGGCCUAAGACUCAUCGACUUUGCCACCUCCAAGAACAUGGCCAUAAAAAGCACCUUUUUCCAGCACCGCCUCCUGCACCGAUACACCUGGAGAUCACCCGUGCAAACGGAGACACAAAUCGAUCACGUCCUGAUUGAUGGACGGCAUUUCUCGGACAUUAUCGACGUACGAACCUAUCGGGGCGCUAACAUCGACUCGGACCACUACCUUGUGAUGGUUAAGCUGCGUCCAAAACUGUCCGUUGUGAAUAACGUACGGUACCGGCGCCCGCCGCGGUAUAAUCUGGACCGACUGAGGGACACCGAGGUCGCGACUGCCUACGCGCGGCAUCUCGAAGCAGUGUUACUAGCGGAGGAGGAGCUCAAUGAUGCUCCCCUGGAGGACUGCUGGACCAGAACUAAAGCAGCCAUCAGCAAUGCUGCGGAGAGCGUCCUGGGAUACGUGCCAAGGAGUCGACGGAACGAAUGUCUCUUUCGCGCGUAUCCGAACAAUACGUAUAUUUCUUGCCACAUAGAUUGCCUCUCACGACUUUUGGUCCACGUCAAAGAAUUUCCGCAAGCCACUGAUGAGUUGAAGGCGACACGCGAAGAUUUCCGAACAAUUCCGAAUUUUGCUACUACGACGGGACCGGGGACGGACGGAACGGAAGCACCAGUCUCGCGCAUGUAUUGGCGCACUGAGAGAAAGUGA
Molecule: messenger RNA, 1254 nt
Organism: Malaya genurostris
Lineage: Eukaryota; Metazoa; Arthropoda; Insecta; Diptera; Culicidae
Product: craniofacial development protein 2-like
Exons: 4
Coding region: 1-1254 (417 amino acids)
Biological process (GO): chromatin remodeling
Cellular component (GO): nucleus
Molecular function (GO): catalytic activity
Source: RefSeq, a predicted model, not a curated record